AUGUCUUCCAAACCAGCCGUCAUAUCCGUCAUCGGCUCCCUAAACGUCGACCUCGUAACCCGUACAGCUCGCGUCCCCGUCGGCGGCGAAACGCUAACCAGUGAAUCCUUCAACAUUGGCUGGGGUGGGAAAGGCGCAAACCAAGCCGUCGCAUGUGCGCGUCUCUCUCGCACCAAAGCGCAAGCUUCUUCGUCCCAGGACUCCGAUGUUGAGGUCAGGAUGGUGGGUGCAGUUGGUGACGACGAGUUCCACGAGGGGUUCUUGAAAGCUCUACGAGAAGAUGGAUUGUCGACGGAGAAAGUGCAGAUUCUCAAAGGAAAAAAGACGGGUGUUGCUGUCAUCAUCGUCGAAACGGGGUCGGGAGAGAACAGGAUUAUGUUUUGCCCUGGUGCCAAUGGCGAUGUUGAGGUGCAGGAUCUUGUGGAUGAGGAUGCGGGGGUUGCGCUUUUCCAGCUGGAAUUGCCGUUGCAGGUUGUACUGCAUAAUAUGAAGACGGCGAGGGAGAAGGGCGUUGAGACUAUUAUUAAUCCUGCGCCUGCGGUGCCGUUGCCGGAUGAUGCGUAUCAUGGGCUGGGUCAUCUUAUCGUUAAUGAGACGGAAGCGAUGAUCCUGUCGGGGAUCGAAAAGCCGAGUUCGUGGGAUGAGGUUGCUGCUGUGUUUAUUGCGAGGGGGGUUAAGAAUGUUAUUAUUACACUUGGUGGCGAGGGCGUGUUCUACAAGACGGCAAAGCAACAGGAGUCGUCUCAGCAAGGUCAUGUUGUACCAGCACGAAAAGUCAAAGUUGUUGACACAACAGCCGCAGGCGACACGUUUGCGGGCGCCUACACUGUUGCCGUCGCGCGUUGGAAAGCAAUGGCACGGGGAGCGGACUUUGAUCUCGACGCUGCAAUUGCGCAUGCCAAUAGAGCGGCAUCAAUGACAGUGCAGAAAGCGGGAGCACAGUCGAGUAUACCAUGGGCGGAUGAAGUACCAGAGUCAUAA
Alternaria ventricosa is the source of this 981-nucleotide messenger RNA. RefSeq lists its product as uncharacterized. The coding region runs from base 1 to 981 and encodes 326 amino acids. The record is from RefSeq and is a predicted model, not a curated record. Gene Ontology annotation, biological process: D-ribose metabolic process. The transcript has 2 exons. NCBI's taxonomy places the organism in Eukaryota, Fungi, Ascomycota, Dothideomycetes, Pleosporales, Pleosporaceae. Gene Ontology annotation, molecular function: ribokinase activity.